AUGUUUCGAAACAGGAGGACUUCACAAAAGCCUAGCGACGAGCUCUAUCGCAACUUCAAAGCAAAGUUCCCUCAGCUCAUUUCUACAAGCUCAUCGUCGUCGAGCGGCAGUGCGUCAGUCCAGGCGCAGACGCAGACACAGCCGACAACGUCGCUCGCGGAGGCGCUCGAUAUCCCGCUCAACCCGCGGUCCCUCGAUCAUAGUCAGCCGCACGAUAUCAAGGAUGCAGACCCCACCCCAAGAGGUUCCAACGAACCGUGGAAUUUUGGGACGUCAGGUCUAACUCCUUCACUCAUGGAUCCAAACAGCAACGGCUUCAAUAUGUUCGCAAAUCAGCUGCCGGCCUACUACACGGCCACACCCGGCGGCACCAACACGCUCUACCACAGUCAAGCGGGCGACUUACACACGCCUGGUCUUGGCAUGGGGUUGGGCACACCGCUAUCAAUGCCAACUUCGGAGAGCGGCUUGCAUGCUGGACAGCAAGGGCCCUUCAAUGGCUUUCAAAAUCAUCUUCCACAACACGUGCAACCGCACCAUGUACAGCCUCAGCAUUUCCAGAACGUCAACCCUUUCCAGAUGCACCAGCAGCAAGGCUUCCCAUCGCAUCACUUUACCCAGCAGCCGUCCUACGAUGAAGGCCUGGGUCCGGUUGGCGAGUCGCCUGUCGACGACUUGGGCAUGGACAUGGGAAUGGGUCACCACAACCACUCACCGGAAACGCUGUUUCAACCGCCGAACCUGCAAACCACCAUGCAGCCUCCACCAUUACAUCCCUCUGGCGAGAAAUUUCGCUACCAUGUCACAUUGAACGCCCCAACAGCUAUGAUCAAGCACUCCGACGAGAUUCCGGUCACGUACCUGAACAAAGGGCAAGCGUACACGCUCAAUGUGGUCGACACGCAUACACAGCAAGGCACUCCAGCUGGUCGUUAUCGCACGUUCGUGCGUGUCUCUUUCGAGGACGAGACCCAACGAGCGAAACCCGCCGCCUGCUGGCAACUCUGGAAGGAAGGACGCGGUACCAACGAAGCACAUCAGCGGGGCGGACGAUUACAAGCCGUUGAAUAUGUCGAUUCUGGCCAAAUGGGCGGUGCCGAAGACCCCAGCAAACCGAAAGUUGAGCUCGAAUGCGCAUCUUUCGACGGCUUUUGCGUUACCUGGAGCCCUCCGAACGGCAGCGCUGAGUGUCCCAUCUCAGUGCGCUUCAACUUCCUCUCGACCGAUUUCAGCCACUCCAAGGGUGUGAAGGGCAUUCCUGUUCGACUUUGCGCGAAGACUGAAGCGAUCGAAGAGCCUGCCAUUUCCUCGUCGCAAAUUGGAGGCUCAGAGGUGUGCUAUUGCAAAGUCAAGCUUUUCAGAGACCAUGGCGCAGAGCGAAAGCUUUCCAACGACGUCGCACAUGUCAAGAAGACGAUCGACAAGCUGAACCAGCAAAUAGCGCAGAUCGAGUCCGGGAUGCGGGAUCUUGGCAAACGGAAACGAAGCGGUUCCAUGGCCAAGGGACUCGAUGGCAGACCUGGCAAAGUACCCAAGCAUCGGAGGACGUGGUCUAUGACUUCUGUCACCUCCAACGGUGGCAGAGGUAGUGCUGAGGAGGAUCUGCACAUGAAGCUGAUGACGCUUCAAGACAUGUUCACCUCGACCAGACCCGCGAGUGUGCUCUACCUUCGCGGCGACGACGAGGACGAUAUGGACAACUACCCAGUCAAGCUCACUGGCGAGGUUCCCGAUCUUGCUAGAACCGACUCCGUGGAGACCAACAAUUCCGAGUGGAAGAACAACAGUCUGGACGGACCAAACUCGUCCAUGGUAUCGCCCAGUCCAAGCAAUAACUCGCUCAUUGGGAGUCGCAAAGACUCGAGUAUGCAGCAACCUACACCUAUUGGCGGACCCUCUCGAGCCAACUCGAACGAAUGGAGGAACAAUCCACAGACCGCCACGAUGGAUAUCCAGCCCACGAUCAAUGAGCAUCUACAAAGCCCACCCGACAGCCUUCCAACCCAGGUUCAGACCAAAUCUCCAAAGGACGGAUCAGUCUCAGGAUGGAUCGAGGCAGUAGAUGUCGAUCACAGCUACCAGCCACCCCCAGAACGGCCAGUCAAGCCGGUCGCUUCAUUUUACGUCCAGCCUCGUGUUGCUGGCAGAGCACCCACAGACAACUUUUACCGCGCGAUCUAUAUCAUGAACCGAACUUUGAAAGACUUCACUACGACGCUUGCCAUGAAGUGCAACAUCGAACCUACCGAAGUCCUGCGCACCUACCGAGUCGACCGCAACGGUAUCCACAUUCUCUUCGACGACGAUUGUAUUCGAGAACUUCUAGAGGGCCAAGAUAUGACUGCUGAAUUCAGCGAAAUUGGGGAAGACGAAAUGCCCGUGAAGCCAAAGCGCGAGUGGGACGCGGUGACUCAGGGAAUCCAGUGCGAUGGCGACGUCCCUACGAUCGAGAAUGUCAGCUCAACUGGAUACGAGCUGAAGCUUCUGUUCUAA
Molecule: messenger RNA, 2493 nt
Organism: Fulvia fulva
Lineage: Eukaryota; Fungi; Ascomycota; Dothideomycetes; Mycosphaerellales; Mycosphaerellaceae
Product: Grainyhead-like protein 2
Exons: 4
Coding region: 1-2493 (830 amino acids)
Biological process (GO): regulation of transcription by RNA polymerase II
Cellular component (GO): nucleus
Molecular function (GO): RNA polymerase II cis-regulatory region sequence-specific DNA binding; DNA-binding transcription activator activity, RNA polymerase II-specific
Source: RefSeq, a predicted model, not a curated record